CUGAUUGGUCAACAUGAAUCUGAAUUUUAGCCACUUCGCCAGGUUUAUGUUACAGAUGCACUAAUGUGCAUUGCCAACUUGGAAGUAGUAUUGAAGGGACCUUCGGUGUUUUAUAUUCUUUAUGUGCCGAUGAAGAUGCAUAUUUUACAAUGAUUUUUACAAAUGAGGAAUCAGAUAAUUUACGUUUUGUGUUCGACCGUUUCCGUAUUUAGAUGUAGAAGGAAGUAAAGCUUGCAGUGUCGAGCAGUGUGAAGUUCAGCUACUAAAGUAUGCGUGGAAUUCAGUGUACAAUUAUGCUGGUGAUCGCAACUUUACUGCUUUUAAAUGCCUUGCGUGUGGAAGCCAAACCGCCUCCAAAUAUAGUUUUCAUACUUGCUGACGAUUUCGGGUGGAAUGACGUUGGAUAUCACGGAUCCGAAAUCAAGACCCCGAACUUGGACAGUCUGUCAGCCAAAGGCGUUCGGCUAGAAAAUUAUUACGUGCAGCCCCUCUGCACACCGUCCAGAAACCAGCUGAUGACGGGAAGAUAUCAGAACCAGUUUGCAUGUCAGGUCCACACAGGGAUGCAGCACCAGAUCAUAUGGCCUUGCCAGCCAUACUGCGUUCCUCUGGGAGAGAAGAUGCUACCGCAGCUGAUGAGGGACGCGGGCUACGCUACACACAUGGUGGGCAAAUGGCACCUGGGCAUGUACAAGAAAGACUGCCUGCCUACCCGUCGCGGCUUCGACUCCUACUUUGGCUACCUGACAGGCUCAGAGCAAUACUACACACACCAGCGGUGCCAUUUCAUCACACCUCUGAAUCUUACACGUUGCGCUCUGGACCUGAGAGAGGGAGAGGAGGUGGCUUCUGGCUACAGUGGUAUUUACUCCACUGAGCUCUUUGCCCAGAGAGCAGCCAGCAUCAUACAGCAGCACAAAGUGAAUAAGCCGCUCUUCCUGUACGUGGCUCUGCAGGCGGUCCACUCUCCGCUGGAGGUGCCCCAGCGCUAUAUUUCCCCCUACGGGUUCAUAAAGGACAAGCAGCGCAGGGUGUAUGCUGGCAUGGUGUCUGCCAUGGACGAGGCCGUGGGGAACAUCAGCAGGGCUUUGCAGGACGUUGGACUGUGGAACAACACUGUACUGAUCUUCUCUACAGAUAAUGGUGGGCAAACUCUUGAAGGGGGCAACAAUUGGCCUCUCCGAGGCAGGAAGUGGUCACUGUGGGAGGGAGGAGUCAGGGGUGUGGGUUUUGUGACUGGUCCAUUGGUGGAGCAGCCUGGAAACACUAAUGGAGAGCUGAUCCACAUUUCUGAUUGGCUGCCUACACUUGUCAAUCUGGCUGGUGGAUCAACCAAUGGCACAAAGCAACUGGAUGGAUUUAAUGUGUGGGACACCAUCAGCAAAGGGAAAGCCUCUCCUAGACUGGAGUUGUUACACAACAUUGACCCUCUGUACAACGACAUUGCACCAUGUACUGCAGACAACACUGGCUCUGAGCAGAAAAUUCUAAAUUCGCUGAGGCGUGUCUCUUUGGGUCCACAUCAAGACUUGCACCCAUCCUUCAACGUUUCCAUACAUGCUGCCAUUCGUUAUGGCAACUGGAAACUUCUGACAGGCUACCCAGGUUGUCCCCUGUGGUUCCCGCCUCCAGGUGUGGUCCAGGAAGGAGCGCCUUCCACACCUGCGCCUCUCAAACAGGUGAUGCUGUUCAACAUCAACCGCGACCCCGAGGAGAGGCACGAGCUCUCCGCGCAGCACCCCAAUGUGGUCAACCUGCUGCUGAAGCGUUUGGAGCACUACCAGAAGGAGGCGCUGCCCAUCACCUUCCCCCCCGACGACCCUGGGUGCGACCCUGAGCGCACGGGAGCAUGGGGCCCCUGGGACUGAGGAGGAGGAGUGUGGUUGCGCUGACACCACAGUUACUGAUUCGGUUUGAUCUCAGUCAAAUCUCUUAAAGAAUAAUGAGAAAAUCCUUGUCUGUAACAUUCAUCCGUUGAGGGGUCACAUGGGUCUUAGAAGUAGAGGUGCACUCUUCUAAUGAUUAAUGAUGGUGGUGCGGGAGAAAUCAUGGAAAACUCAGGGAGGCAGCAAUUUGUGUGUGUGUGUGUGUGUGUGUGUGUGUGUGUGUGUGUGUGUGUGUGUGUGCGUGUGCGUGUGUGUGCUCAAGCACAUUAUCGAAUCAGUUUUACACCUUGUUUGACUAAUGGUGGAGUAGAGCAGGUCUGUAUUAUCAGUAUGGCAUGUACAGCAGGUCUGUAUUAUAAGUGGCAUAUAGAGCAGGUCUAUUUUACCAGUAUGGCAUAUAGAGCAGGUCUAUAGUAUCAGUAUGGCAUAUAGAGCAGGUCAACAUCUGGUUCAGCCUGCUCUACUUGACAGCUUUAGAGAAACAGCUUUACCGUGACAGUGUCACUGUUAAUGGCUUUAACAGGAAAACAGGACCGACUUGCCAAAAUUAGCAUGUAAUACCAGCUCCGGCCCUGAGGCAGUCAGAUAUCAGAAUCAGUACUAUCCGGCUGUUAUAUGAUCGUGUUCGCUCUUCUGCUGUGAAAUAAAUGUUAUGAUCUGUUUGCACCGA
Messenger RNA from Electrophorus electricus (electric eel), 2556 nucleotides. It is a transcript of the gene arsb, whose product is annotated as arylsulfatase B. NCBI's taxonomy places the organism in Eukaryota, Metazoa, Chordata, Actinopteri, Gymnotiformes, Gymnotidae. Gene Ontology annotation, molecular function: sulfuric ester hydrolase activity. The record is from RefSeq and is a predicted model, not a curated record.